GGCCAUGGUGCGAUAGGAUACAGAGGGCAGUUGGGUGCGGUCUAAGUGGGGUCAAAUUGAACGCAAUCCUUAUGACGUAUGUGAGAAAUUCAAUUCAAGAAGUACGUUCGCGAAUUUUGCUCCGUGAAAUUGUGCUUCGUCCAACGAUGAGGUUGUAGAUCGAAUUGAACUUUCAUACCUAACACAACUCGUACAUUUCCAGUUAAACGCGUUUUGAGGUGCUUCAGUUCUUUUUUUUUGGACAAAGAUGGUUUGAGGACUUUCUUACGAACAAAAAAAACCCGGGGGUGUGUGUGUCCAAAAGUGAUUAGGCACAAAUUUCCCAGAGAUUGAACAAUAAAAAAAUAUGUGAACCAAACGCCGAGUUUCACCCAAUUUUAGUUCAAUGCAAAAAAGGGACAGCACCAUCUUAAAAAAAAUCGCGAAAAAAUUCAAUAGACGAGUUACUAAGUAAUAGAGAAAAGAAAUAGUUGAGUGAACUGUUUUGGGCAGAAGACUUGUGAAGAAGAAUUCCUCCCUAAACAUAGAUCCGUUUUAAUAUUAAAAAAAUAAAUAAAAUAAAAUAACGUGCUCAAUAGCUGUGAUUAAAACCAUUUAAGAAAUUUAAAAUAAAAAAAAGGAAUUUAGACCGAAAAAUCAUUCGAGAAGUCUACACCCUGAAAAAAAGGGCCAUCAUCCAUUUCUCAACAGCAAAAAAAAAAGAAGGUGAAGUGACUGAAGAGAAUCCGUGAAAGCUUUCAAACUUAGAGCUCCCUAUUGAAAAAGGCAUCCCCUAUUGAAUUUGUGUGGGACUUCAAGAGACCAUUGAGGAAGGAUUUUGGGGUCAGAAAAGAGCCACUUUAAUUGCCACAGAAAAAUCGACAAAGUGCUCGCAAAUAAUUUCUGUGCUUUUCGUUUUUUUUUUUCAUUCCUGUCUUAUAUGCGCUCCUCUCAAUUGUUCUCCUUUUACCCCUAAGCUCUCGGUGAAAAGCUCCUUUUGCACCCAUACGUUGGAAAGUUUUCUCUAUCUGUAAAUAUUUGUGGUGGAGAUGUGAUGGAAUCAUUGGUGAAAAGCGCAAGCGUCCCCAAUUAGACUUUUGCCCAAAUAGCAAUCCCCACCUCAGGGGUGAGAGAGAGAGAGCUUUUGCCAACGCAAAAGCUACCAAUGUGUGCGUAGCCCAUUAGUUAGGUGGUGUUGGUGCAAAAUUUUGCUUUUCCGUGUCCCGCCCAACAUUUUUGCCUAGUGCAAGGCGGAAAAUUGUCUGUUACGGCUGUUCGUGUUCGUGUUUCAAAGAAAUUUUUUCCACUUUUUAAUUUUUUGUUUCUCUGUAACUUACAAAAAAAGUCCCAGUAAAAGUUUUUACCAACAAAUAAAAGCAUCAAAACCAACAAGUUCGACCCCUACGCGUGUGAAUUCAAAUCCUGAAAACUGCAAAAGAAUAAAAAAAACACCCUGAAAAAAAAACUCCAAAUCGUGUGAAAAAUCUCUAAAUUUUCCCAACACAGAACACCUCUCUGCACUCCCCUGUCCAUUCCUUCAGUGAUAUCAUCCAUUUUCUAUGUGCUAAGUGAGACAAUUUGGGACUAUUUUGCAGACACCCCGCCCCAGAAAAAAAAUUGUGAACUUUUCUCCGCAGCCCCUUGGUGGAGCACCCAAAAAAAAAACAGAGAAAAUACAUUUCGGAAGAAGAAAAAUAAAUCAAAAAAACAGUAUUUAGUGUCAAAGAUAUAGUAAAAAAAACAAUCUUUUGUACAUAGAAAAUUAUAUUGCGAAAAAUAGAGGAGAAAGAAAAAGCUCAAAAAAAAAAGUCCGAAGGACUUUGCAAUGGAGGCGCCUUCUGGGGACAUUUUCGUGGAUCUCACAGCAAAACUGGACGAAGAAUGAAGAGAAGAGUCUAUACAUUGCACCUCUAGAUAAGACUUUGAGGUGUAACUUGGAAAAUUCUACCCAGAAGAGACUAAAAAAAAAAAGAGUUUUUUCCCAAAUUUCUUUCUCAUUUUGUCGUAAAAGUGUUUGUGUGGACGAAAGUUGAAGAACAGCAAAAAGAUGGAGUACCCGAAUCAUCCUAGUGCAGAUCAAUAUGUGAUGCUAAGCACUAAUUGGGAGAAGUGUGUUCGGUGAGAUGAGCUUCUCUAUGAAACAAUUGGGGUGACAAGAGUGCAUUCAGGGGGGGCACAAGUACUCAAAAGGCAGGCACUUUGUCGUCAUCAUUGUCUGUGAUUGAGGUACGAAAAGAGGGCACGCAAGAACAAAAAAAAUAACAAGAAAAAAGAAGAACUCGACCAUAUUAAUACCCUACAUUGGCACGAAGGCAUCCUGUCUGCUAGAGGGGGUGUUGCGAAUUUUCAUCCCCUGCAGACAACAGGAAAAAAACUGGUAUCAGGAAAGGCUUACCUUGAAGUGGAUAGUGUGACGAAAGGUACACAUCAACAUCAUGCACCUAUUGAAGGAUACACUUCUGUCGAAAGCCCAAUUCGGAGCACUCUGGGUGGUUCUCACCUUUGUCAUAUUUGUACCCCCAUCGAGGAGGUUGGCACUUGUCGAUGCUGCCACCGGGGGUGGAAGUAUGCUGGGCGACGUCAACAUAUCGGCUAUUCUGGAUUCCUUCAGUGUUAGCUAUGACAAAAGAGUAAGACCAAACUAUGGAGGACCUCCGGUAGAAGUUGGAGUCACCAUGUAUGUGCUGUCCAUAAGUUCGCUGUCUGAAGUCAAAAUGGACUUCACACUGGAUUUCUACUUUCGCCAAUUUUGGACGGAUCCACGAUUGGCGUACAGAAAGCGACCCGGUGUUGAAACACUAUCCGUCGGCUCCGAAUUCAUCAAAAAUAUAUGGGUACCUGAUACAUUUUUUGUAAAUGAAAAACAGUCGUACUUCCAUAUCGCAACAACAAGCAAUGAAUUUAUAAGAAUUCAUCAUUCAGGUUCCAUAACUAGAAGUAUUCGUCUCACAAUCACAGCAUCCUGUCCAAUGAAUCUUCAGUAUUUCCCAAUGGAUCGACAGCUAUGUCACAUAGAAAUAGAGAGUUUCGGAUAUACAAUGCGAGAUAUCCGAUAUAAGUGGAACGAAGGUCCCAAUUCGGUUGGUGUCUCGAGCGAAGUGUCUCUACCCCAAUUUAAGGUUUUAGGACACCGACAGAGGGCAAUGGAGAUCAGUCUUACCACAGGAAACUACUCACGACUCGCAUGCGAAAUCCAAUUUGUGAGAUCGAUGGGAUACUAUCUCAUUCAGAUAUACAUUCCAUCGGGAUUGAUUGUGAUCAUAUCGUGGGUAUCGUUCUGGCUCAACAGGAAUGCCACACCAGCUAGAGUAGCCCUUGGUGUAACCACUGUGUUGACCAUGACAACACUCAUGUCGUCUACCAAUGCAGCUCUGCCGAAAAUAUCCUACGUUAAAUCUAUUGACGUUUAUUUAGGAACGUGUUUCGUCAUGGUUUUCGCUAGUUUAUUGGAAUAUGCCACGGUUGGCUACAUGGCGAAGCGAAUUCAAAUGCGCAAACAACGAUUUAUGGCAAUCCAGAAGAUUGCUGAGCAGAAGAAGCUGCAAGUGGACGGCGGCCAGCCGCCGCCUGGCAGUGGGGCAGGCGGCGGCGGCGGCGGAGGAGGUGGUGAUCAUGGACAUGGACAUGGCCAUGGGCAUAGCCAUGGUCACAUCCAUGCGCCAAAACAAACAGUGAGUAGCCGCCCAGCUGGUUUUUCAAGCGUGCAACCAAACGUUGGAUCGCGCGGUUGCUCGAUAGUGGGACCCUUGUUCCAGGAGGUGCGCUUCAAAGUCAACGAUCCCAAGGCUCACUCGAAGGGUGGCACCCUCGAGAACACAAUCAACGGAGGACGGGGCGGAGCUGCUGGACCCGGUGGCGGAGACCGUGGCGGUGGCGGCGGCGGCGGCGGUAGCGGUAGCGGACCCGAUGAGGAGGCCGGCGGGCCAUCACCUCCUCACCUCAUUCACCCGGGAAAGGUAGGGCUCGGGCCUAGGCUUAAGGAUAUUAAUAAGCUUCUAGGAAUUACACCGUCAGAUAUUGACAAAUACUCUCGAAUAGUCUUUCCCGUGUGUUUUGUGUGCUUCAAUCUUAUGUACUGGAUAAUUUAUCUGCAUGUCAGCGAUGUAGUGGCCGAUGACUUGGUGCUCCUGGGUGAAGAUAAAUAGAUAAGUAGCGAAAGAAGUAAAAAAAAAAGCUCCACCCGCAUAAAACUGAAGCUCUCAUCUUAACACACACAUAAGAUUAAACAUAAAGAAAAACUAAAUCAAGCAAAAAUCACAUUUUUUAUAAAAAAAACAAUCCAUUAAUGUGUCAUCCCGAUGUGCUUUUCUGUUAAGACUAAUCGAAAAAAAAACUUAAACUAGAAAAAUACAAAAAAAGGAAAAUGAGAAGAAAAACAUUUAUCAAGUGCUCUGCUCUAAAUAGUUAAUUCUUUUUUGAAGAGAAAGUUAAAAAAAAAAAAUGAAGCGAAGAAAAGGAGAUAAUUUUACUUUGUGUGGUGUAAGAAUUUGCUUCCAACUAAGAUGCCAAAGAUAUUAAAGAUUUUCUUAAACUACCAAAAAAAAAAUGAGAACAAAAUGUGGAUUUGUGUUCAUGAGAGAUAAUGCGCUCCUUAAUUGUAAAAUUCUCUGUAAUGUGACAUUUUCUUAGGUCAUUUUUUUUAUUGAUGAAAAAAAAAUCCAUUUGUAAUAAUUUUAAGUGAAACUAAAUAAUCCUGCACAAAAAAAAAACAUUUAAGAGAAAAUUCCCGAAUAUUGCAGCACCAUUUACUUGCAGAAAUCACUGUGGAUAGAACAAAAUCGUGUAUAGGAUUUUUUCAUAAAGAGAAAUCUACUAGUAAAUAUUUCUCAAAAUAAAAAUCUCCAUUACGCAUCGGGAUGUGAAAUUGCCAAUCUCCCUCAAGGAGGACCCUUUAAUCGAGCAAGGUACUUGGACGAUAUGCCAUCCCAUUGUUUUGUUUUCGAGCACCAAGGACUAAAAACAAUGGCUGCCAUCUCGUUUGAACAUCUUGCAAUUAUAGAGCACUUAAGGAAAAAAAUAAAUAAAUAUAAUGCAUUGAGAGUGGUCCAAAAAAAAAGCAUCAUCGAACGCUCCCAUCAAGUUGCUAAAACACCAUUCUAAGUUGUUAAGUUAAAACAAAAUAUUAAAAAAAUAAAAUAAAACACCACACAUUUUCUUUUUAAGCGCUAAACUUUGUAAAAGAACUUCACAGAUACAAGAAAAAAUAAAUAAAACAAAUGAGAUUCGGAUCGAUUAAUGUUAAAUGAGAACAGCACGAAAAGAUUGAUUUUUCUCAUCGAGUUAUUUUGUGAUUGAAUAUCCAGAAACGCUUUACCCCGAGCUGUCGCAAGGUUAUGUUUUGUGUACCCACAACAGUGUGACGUCACGCCAGGACAUAACCUCGUGACACCUUGGCCUUAAUCCAGAAGAAGAUACAUUUUAAGCAAACAAAAAAACAAACAAAAAACACGGAAUCAAAAGAAUAAAUCAGAAACAAAUGAGUAAAAAAAAAUGCGGAGAACUCGGAGAUUCAGUGGAGAUUAUGACAAAAACAUGGUGAUAUUUGACUAAGAGAAAAAUGUCUUUAAAAUGUUAAAUGUGAAGAGAUUGAAUGUUUGAAAAGAAUGGAGGAACGUCCGAUCCCAUUGCACCUCAUCCCCAUAAUAUUAACACACUUAGUCAUAGAUUCCCCUCUAUCAUCAAUCAAAACAUUUCUUUAUUUAGGAAUUAAAUAAAAAAAAAUAAACAUUUUUCGCAUGCCUUUGACUGCAUCCUCCUUCCGGUUUGCUCAAUUUAACGCAAUCAUUCUUACUAAUGGACUUCUUUUGCAAUGUUUUUUCUAGGUACUCUUUCUAAAAACUCGCGACGGUUUUGCGAUUGGAAAGAGGUUAUAAAUUUUACCAUGACAAAUAAAGCGUGGGAAUAUUUCAGUGAAAUUUACGUGAAUUUUAUCUUACGUCAAACUGACAAGGGUUUCAAAUCUAGGACCUUCCAGUAAAUUAUUGGGAAUUAGGAAUAUUGCAAUCACUGAUGCUAAAAUACAUUCAAAUAACAUUCUGAAUUAUUUAAUGUGGCUAAUAAUUUGAAUAUUAUAAGGUUAUGUCAAGAACGUUUAAACAGGUAAAACGACAUCUGUUGCAAAUGCUUUUACGUUUACUUGAUUUAUACGGAUUCAUUAAUAAAAUAAGAUUUUUCGGUUUUCUGAUGCAAAACGCAAAAAAUGAUCAUAAAUUUUGAGGUUAUGUUUACUCCGUUGAGGUUAUAUUUAAUAUUUUGUCGAUCAUAGAGCUGCUGGAUAAACCUAAAAUGAUCCAGACAAUUUUUAUGAUUAGAAUAAUCCUUCAAAAAUGACUAAACCCAACGUAUCUAACCUUUUAUUUACAACAUUAGAAAUCUGUGAGGUUAUCAUCAAUACAUUUUAUUGAUUUUUGAACUACUUAACUAGGUUAUGUUGCAAUCGUUACCAAAAAUUUAUACUAUUAACAAAUCAGAAAUAUAAAUUAACUUUCAAUUAGCCAAAAAGUUUUAAGGCAAUGCACAGUUCCCUCAUUGAAAACGUUUCUCUGAAUAAAAACGAUGGUUAAAUAUUUUGAGGUUAUGAUGAGCAGAUUACUGACUUUGCAGUAACACGCUUCUAUUUUUUUUAUAAUAAGCACUUUGGUUUCAAACUAGCCAGAAUCGAUUAAAUGAUCCCCAAAGUUUUUGAGGUUAUGUUGAGAACAUUUUCACGACUUCAGCGAUUUCUGGCCACAAAAAUGUUGUGCUCCCGAAACUUCUUUUGUUGUAACAUUAUAAUUUGUUUCGGUCUUAUAACAGAUUUAAGGUUAUAUUCGGGUUUUAAAACGAUUUUAGGUUGUGUUUAGAAUAAGUACAGCAACUACGCCAUUUUCUGGUAAAAAAAUCUGGAAGAAUCAGAUGUAAUUCAAGUAAAAUUAUGUGGAAUAUUCUUAUAAUCUUUCGAGAAUUUUCUUUGGUCUCAAAAUAGAUCGUUAUCAAAAUCGAUAUAUCUAAGACCUAUGAUAUUACAAAUAAUAGAUUUUUAAUACCGUUAUGGCAAAAAAACAUUAAGUAGUUAAGGGAAUUAAUUCAAUAUAAUGCAGAUUUUGAGGUUAUGUUAAAAUCGUUCAAGCGAUUCGAUCGAUCCCGUGGUCAGCUCUUUAUAUUUCCCGGAUUUAGAUGAUAAACUUAAAGUUUGAUUUUUUACAGAAUUGAAAAAUAAAAUAUUUCGUCUUUAGGAAUAAAGUAUCGGUCCUUGAAGUUUAUGUAGGAAAAUGUGCAAGGAUCUUGAAGGACCGAUAUUGUAUUCCGGAGGCCAAAAUAUUACAUUUUUCGAUUUUGUAAAGAAUCAAACUUAAAAUAUAUCAACUAAGUGCAGCAAAUAUAAAGAACUAUGCAGGAAAGCGAUAGAACCCCUCGAACAGUUUUAACAUAACCUCAAAAUCUGCAUUAUAUUGGAUUAAUUCCCUGAACUACUUAAUAUUUAUUAACAAAUUAGGAUUAUAGUUCAAGAUUAGAUUAUUCGCCACAACGGUAUGAACAUCAUCUUAAAGGUCUCUGAUUACUCCUGCAAUUACUUCUUUCCUUAUCCACUUUAACCUAAAUUAUUCAAAAGACAGAAUAUUUGAGGUUAUGUAGAUGGUGUUAUGGCGAAUAAUCUGACGUUGAACAAUAAUUCUAAUUUGUUAAUAAAUGUGAAAUAGUUAAAAGAAUUAUUCCAACGUGAAACGGAUUUGAAGGUUAUGUCAAAAACGUUUGAAUCGUUCUAUAGAUUCCCUGGUCAUGACUAAAGAAUUUUAAAAGUUUAGUGAAAAAUUCUAAGUUUGAUAGUGAUAAUUAAAAUUACUCUUACCCACUUUAACCUCAAUUUUUUAAAAGGAAGAGCAUUUGAGGUUAUGUGCAAAUAAUUUUAGCGAUUUUAACGCCUUCAGUGCUAAGUAGGAGCAGAAUGAUCAUGUAGUUUGACAUCAGUGGUUGCAGUAACGUAACAAAGUAGUAUUUCUGACUGCAUUGACUAAAAUUACUUUAAGCAUUUAUUAACUCAUAUUGUGUUGAAAUUUUUUUGGAAAUACUUCAUUAAAUAUCCAGCACAAAAAAAAAAUAUUGAGGCAAUUUUCUGCUCGAAUUAGGCACAAAACUUUGUUAAUUUCUUUAAGUGUCGUGCAUUCAUUUCGCGGUGGAUUUCCUUUAGACAAAAAAUAAGGUAAACCUUUAGAACGAGAAGAAUGGGGUGAGCGAAUAAUUGAAACGUGGGGACGAAAUAAUUUUUAGUAACAUUAGUAUUAUAUUAAAAGGCAGGGUAUCAUUGGAAAAAAUAGGUAAAUCCAAAAGAAAACCAUGGUAAAUUAUUCUGCAUGUUUGCAUUCAAAUUCUUAAAUAGUGAUUCCACGAACGAGCACUUGAAGUUUUUCACAUCAUCGCGGUGUCACAUAUAAGAUUAAUAUUAAUAUUAAGAAAAGCCGGAGAGAGAGGUAUAUAGUGUUCAAAAUUCAAAUGGAAUAUCACGUGUGUUAGAAAGAGUACCCUCUAGUGGAGUAAUACGAUGAGUAAGAUAUUACUGUUCGUAUUAAUUGCUUUCUGAAUCGUAUUACAGGCAAUUCGAGCAAUUUUCCAUGCGUGCCAACUGUGAUUCGGUCGGUUUUCGAGCGAAACGCGAGAGAGAGGCAUGAUAAAACACUUGCUAUCUUUUUUUGGCAUUCUCGCAGUUCAGAAAGUAUUAAUCUUAAUAUUAAUCUUAUAUGUGACAUGGCCAUCAGAAAGCGACACGAAAGAUUAAUAUUGAAAGGGGUUUAAAUAGAGAAAAUUCUAAUCUAGAUCAAAAAAAAAGGAAAGGUUACAGGGGAGAAGAUCAGCCAAUUCAAAGGUGUAUCCAGGAGGGUGAUAACGGAGUUAGUGCUAGCAGUAGGACAAUUACAAUUGAUAUAAAAUGCACCCUGAAACACACAUUACACACCAGUUUAUGUAAAGUCAAGUUACAUUGCAAAAAAAUGUAUAUUACAUAGCGAUUAUUAUUAGUAAAUUUACUACACACGAAAUCACACGGAUGUGAACAAAAAAAGUAACUCUAAAAAAAAACUAUACAAUGCUAAAGAAUAUUAAAUAUUAUAUAUUGAGUAAAAGAAAGUGAAGACACCUAUUAUAUAAUCGUAUAUAUAAAUAUAUACAUUUAUGUAAAAAAAACAGUGACAAGAAUUGAACGGAAUUCCAAGUAGAUAAACAGACAAUUUUCAAAAGAAAAUUAAGAAAAACUACUCACAAUUGAUUUUAAGCGCAGAAACUACCAUCCAAUUCUUUUCUUUCCUACUUAAAGAUAAAUCUCAUUUCACGAGGAAAAUUCCCAUAAAAAAAGGAUGAAAAAACGUUAAUAAACAAGAAAAUUGCACUCACUAAUUCAUUCGUAGAAAAUAAAGACAGAAAAUUCACGCGACAGAAUCCCAAAUCCUAUAUUAGAAUAAUGUCAGAAAAAACCCAAAAAAAAUCUCAUUAACUCACCAAGAAAUGUGUAAAUUUUAUAUUAGAGGUAUACUGAGGGCAAAAGUGAGUUUAAAAAAAAAUAAACCCAGAGACACGAGGAGGAAAUACCAUUUUAUCAAGUCCUUUGAAUCAAUGUGCAAGUUAGGAAAAAAAAAUUAUUAAUUAAUGAUGAGGAAAAUAUGACAGAAAAAAAAAGAUAUAUUUAAAAGUUUAAGCAAUAUCUUUUCAUACAUAAAAAAAAUGGAAGUGAAGAAUAAGUAAACUAAUAAAAAUUAUGAGUGAAAUAAUAAACAAGUAAUAUUAAAAGGUAUUUAAAAGUUAUUAUAAAAAAAGGUAAAAAUGAGAAAAUUAAUGAGAAAGUGAAAAAAAAAUUAAUAAGGCACGUUGAUUCUGAAGCCACUUUAUAUAAAGAAAAAAAAACGUAUUGGAUGUAAACGUGUAAGGAAUUCCUAAGGUGCUGACCUUUGACCGAUUUCCCAUUACAAAAUAUUAUAGAAUGAAAAAAAAAACACUGCGCGAAAAUCCCCCUCGAAACGAUAAACUCACUCGGGACAGAAUCCCACAAUCGACUUUUCUCAUUUUUACUAAUUUUCAACACGCGAUCGCACGAAUUGAACCCGAAAUCAGCCGAAUGGACAGCACCCCAGGUGAUUCCUGUUUAUGUCUGCUACAAACGAAAUUCUAAAUUUAAAUAUAAUAUUAACAUAAUUAUAUGUAGAUAUUACACACAUGAAAUACUUAAUAUAUUGAUUUACUAAUUUGUAAGGUGAAGAGAAAAUGAUUUUAAAAAAAAGCAACAAAUACUACCAAUUGCAAAACGUCAAGGUUAUGUUAUCAACAACCACACCAACUAAAACAUUUUCCCUCCCUAUGAAUCCUCAAAUAAAAAAAAUGAAUGAGCUACUUGAAGUGAAUUGUGACGUUAAGUGAGUCAAACUCCAUUAUUUCUCAUAAAAAUAUCCUUAUUUCUAAAUAUCCAAACUGUCCAUCAAAAACUCAUGGAAUGUGGUGUCAGCUGUUAAAAUAAGAACCACAGAGACAGGUGUCAAAUUGCUAGCUGUGACGACAGCUGUCAAAAUGGUAAAGAAAUUAAACAGCUGUUCAACUGCUAAACGUGCUGUCGACUGUCAAAAUUCUAGUCACUUUAACGGCUAUAAAAUAUCCAUCUGGAUUUAAAAGCUGUUAAUCUUGUUAAUUUGAGAGAUUUCGCAAAGAAAUGUGAAACAAGUGGCAGCUCUAAAACUGUCAUUGUUAUGACAGCUGUCAAAGUGUUAAAUAAAGAGACAGCCAUUCGUUUGCUAGUCGUGCUGCCGACUGUAAAUCUUUUACUCACUUUAAUAGCUGCCAAAUAUCCAUCUGAAUUUGUCAAUCUUUCUGUCAAAAUGACGAUUACAAAAAUAUUAGUCAACCUGGAAGUUGUCAAACUAGUAGACUUGUUAGCGACUCUUAAUUCGUUAGUUGGAUUGAAAUUUGUCAAACUGUUAGAAAAUUCGUAAAUUACUAAACUACUUGCUUAAUGCAAGGUCACGAAGCAGCUAUAAAACCUGAUAAAUUUCAAACAGAUAACUACUAGAAAAACUAACAGCUGUUGAACAAGGAUAUCAAUUGACAGCUCUAUCACUACUAGAAAAACUUACAGCUGUUCAACAAGUAAAUCAGUUCAAAACCGUUUAAUUAUUAGUAAAAACAGUCAGUUGUUUGAUUGAAUUGAAAGCCGCUUAACUACUAGAAACACUGACAGUUGUUUAACACCAAUUGUGAACAGUAUAACUACUAGAAAAACUGACAGUUGUUGGAGAAGUAAAUCAAUUGGCAGCCAUUUCACUACUAGAAAAAUCUGACAGUUGUUUAACAUCAAGUAAAUCAAUUCAAAAAAACUAAAGACCUAAAAAACUGAAAGAUGUCGAGCAAGUAAAUCAAUUGGUAUCCAUUUAAUUUCUAAAAAAAAUCCAACAGAUGUUCAACGAGUAAAUCAAGUUCAAUGCCGUUGAACUUGUAGAAAAACUGGCAGCUGUUGAACAACUAAAUCAAUUGACAGCUAUUUGACUAUUUUAAAAACUGCCAUCUUUUGAACAAAUAUAUCAAUAGACAGCCGCUUAACUACUAGAAAAAACUGACAGCUGUCGAACAAGCAAAUCAAUUGACAACCAUUUUAUUACAAGGAAAAUCUUACAACUGUCUAUUAGGUAACUCAAUUGACAGCAGUUGUACAACUAGAAAAAAGCUGACAGACGUUAAGCAGCUAGAAAAAUUUGACAGCUGUCAAAAGAGUAAGCCAGAUGAAAAUUAUCGCAAAAAAAUGGAAAACAAAGAGAAAAAGCGAAAACAAGAAAAAAAUACCUAAAUGUGUUCUUUUAGUUGAUUUUGUAUAAAACUUUUUAAAGAGUGCGAUAUAGGAAGCUGAAGAGAAUACACUCACAAAAAAAACAGUAUAAAUUUGUAUAUAUUAGUAAAAGGAAAACUCUCAACUAAUUUCACCCCUCCAAAAAAAAAAUGAGAAAAAAUUGUAUGAAGGCAAAACAACCUUUUGCUUUGAUUUUUUCGUUGAACUGUUCGAGAAAGUCAAUUUUAAUGUACUUUUAAUAUAAAGGAUAAAGAAAAAAUAAUAUAAUAAAUGAAAUAUUGAAUUAUAUAGAUAAUUAAAGAAAAAAAAACAAGAAAAAGUGAAAUCUCUUAAUAAUUUGCACAAUUUUUCUAUAUAAUAAAUGACAAAGAAAAAAAAUUAGGCACAUUAUUGUUUUCUGUAUAUCAUAUUAAACGACUUAAAGUGAAGAAGAAGAAAAACCUUAACAAUGUACUAAAUACACCCGUAAAGAGAAUGAAAAUAAUAAGUUACUAUUCUAAAAUAGAGAAUAUUGCAUAAAUAAAUUGAAAGUGAAUAAGGGGGAUAAAGACGUGUCAUUUCCUACAAUAUUUAAAUAAAAAAAAACUUACCAAAAAACCGAUAAGAUCCUUAUAGAAGGAUUUAUACUUUGAAAAUUAUUUUCAUUUCUCUUCAUAAUAAUUCAUGUGAGGUAUUUUUGAUUGUUUUACAUGAUAGACUAAAUAGUUAAAAAAAAGAAGAGAAGUUUUUUAUAUACAAAAAGACACACACAUCAGAUAAUGCAUUAAUUUUGAUGAGCGAAGAAAAUUUGAAAAAAAAACAUAUUGGUAAAAAAGUUUAUAAAUUAAUCCAUAUUAACUAUGACUUAGAUUUGUUAACGUAUAUUUUUUGUAUCGAGAAAAGAAGAAAUUAUAUUGGUUUAGAAGGUUCAUUGAGUGAAAUAAAACUGAUAAAAAAAUCAUUAAGAUGAAAAAAUAAAAUAGUAAAAAAAAACAAAAAGCCGAUGGAAUGGAGAAAAAACUAGCUACUCUAGAAUAAACAACACAUAUUAAAAGAUGAAUAUAUUCUAAAGAUAUAAAAAAUAGAAAAAAGCAUUUAUGGUUACCAAGAAAACAAAUACGGUAGUUAUAUUUUCAGAGGAUGAAGCAAAAGAAUACUGGAGAAAAAAAUGGUGAAAUAUACAAAUUGAUAAUUUUAAAUUGCACACACACAAUUUCUAAAAGUAAAAAAAACUCGUGUACUCGAUAAAACAAAAGAAAAUCAACUAAAAACCAUUAACAAACCUCUUUCAGUUUGAAAAUCUCUUCAAAGCCAUCCUUAUUGUAAAACAUUUAUUCACACAAAAGUAAAAAAAAAAGCAUUCCAGCGUCUGUGAAUGAAAAAUAUACAAAAAAAACCAUAGAAAGAAAUUGAAUUAUUUGUUAAUCUCUAUUCGACGUUAGAACACAAAGUGGAAAAGAAGAGAAAAAUUAUAUGUAAAACUAUAUUGAGAGAAAGUAAAGGAAAAAAAACAAUUAUUUCAUAUUUAAACUCUAUUUAAACAAUGACACAUGAUAUUAUUGUACUUAUCUGAUUAUAAAUUAUGAUUAUUGUUACUGUUGACAAGAAGAAAAAAAAUACAAUUUAUGUUUAUGAAGAAAAAGAACUAUGAUAUAAAAAAAAUAUAGAAAAAUUUUAAAUGGAAAUGAUAAUUUUUCUAUUUGAAGUGACAAAAAAAUGGAACUUUAAAUGAAGAGAUGAAAAGAUAAAAUCAGAUGAAAAAAACUAAUGAGAGAGAAUAUUGGAAAAAUAUACGAGACAUAGCGCAAAGUAAAACCAAAAUAAUUUUGUUAUACAAAUAAAGAAGAGAAAAAAUACAAAUAUACCCA
Messenger RNA from Phlebotomus papatasi, 13620 nucleotides. RefSeq names its product gamma-aminobutyric acid receptor subunit beta (gene Rdl). The record is from RefSeq and is a predicted model, not a curated record. Bases 2415 to 4124 code for a protein of 569 amino acids. Gene Ontology annotation, cellular component: membrane; synapse; neuron projection. The transcript is spliced from 9 exons. Gene Ontology annotation, molecular function: GABA-A receptor activity; chloride channel activity; neurotransmitter receptor activity. Gene Ontology annotation, biological process: chemical synaptic transmission; signal transduction; nervous system process. Lineage: Eukaryota; Metazoa; Arthropoda; Insecta; Diptera; Psychodidae.